GCUGGAAGACAGUGAAGAGAUGUUCGCUGCACAAGGGCUCCAUUGAAGAGGAAACUUUCUCAGGGGACAUUGAGGAAAAAGGAAAAAGUAGUAUUCCUGUAGGACUGGAACUCUAAUCUCUCCCAAUGGCAUCCAUAGAUCCAUAUCAGUAUAUAAUAGUUGAACACCAGUAUUCUCAUAGAUUUACCGUAACUGUAAUAAAAGCUACCAAUGUCACUAAAGGAACCUUUGGAGAUAUGCUUGAUACUCCUGACCCUUAUGUGGAACUGUUCAUUUCAUCUGUACCAGAUGGCCGAAAUAGAACAAAGCAUUUCAACAAUGAUAUUAAUCCAGUUUGGAAUGAAUCAUUUGAAUUUGUUUUGGACCCAAAUCAGGAUAAUAUCUUAGAGAUAACCCUAAUGGAUGCUAAUUAUGUGAUGGAUGAAACUUUGGGCACAACAAAAUUUCAAAUUUCUACACUGAAGCCUGGAGAAAAAAAAGAGGUGCCAUUUACAUUUAACAAAGUCACAAAGGUCUUUCUAGGAUUCUCAUUACAGGAAUGCUCGUCCACUGAUUUGCGAUUCAGCAUGGCUUUGUGUGAUCAAGAAAAAAGUUUCCGACAAAAAAGAAAAAACAAAGUCAUCAAUGGAAUCAAGAAACUUCUGGGACCUGAAAAAAGCAAAGACUUGCAUUCAGCUUCAAGAGAUGUACCUGUCAUUGCAGUUUUAGGCUCUGGAGGUGGAUUUCGUGCAAUGGUUGGCUUCUCUGGAGUCAUGAAAGCUUUAUUUGAAUCAGGAGUCUUAGACUGUGUAACAUAUGUUGCUGGAUUGUCUGGAUCUACAUGGUAUAUGUCUACACUUUACUCUCAUCCGGAUUUUCCAAGCAAAGGACCAAAGGAAAUAAACAAGGAGGUUAUGAACAGUGUCAGUCACAGUCCCCUACUUUUGCUGACACCGCAGAAAGUGAAACGCUACAUUGAGGCUUUGUGGAAAAAAAAAAGUUCUGGGCAGCCAGUUACCUUUACUGAUGUAUUUUCCAUGCUCAUUGGGGAGACACUUAUUCGAGAUAGAAUGAACAGCAAGUUAAGUAGCAUGCAGGAGAAAAUAUGUGAUGGUCAGUGCCCAAUGCCGUUGUUCACGUGUCUUCAUGUGAAGCCGGAUGUAUCAGAGCUGAUGUUUGCUGACUGGGUGGAAUUUACCCCCUAUGAAAUAGGAAUGGCAAAGUAUGGUACAUUUAUGCCACCUGAGAUUUUUGGAAGCAAGUUUUAUAUGGGAGCUGUUAUUAAGAAAUACGAAGAAUAUCCACUAAAUUUUCUAAUGGGUGUCUGGGGUAGUGCAUUUUCAAUACUCUUCAACAGAGUUCUUGGAGUUUCCAGUCAUAACGCAGGAGUCACAAUGGAAGAGGAAUUGGAAAACAUUAAACCAAAGCACAUCGUGACCUUGGACAAUUCAGACAGUGAUGAUGAACAGCAAGAACCCAAAGGAAGUGAAAAUCUUGCAGCUGAAGAGGAAUAUCAAAAAAACAAUCAAGCCAGCUGGGUUCAGCGCAUGUUCAUGGCUAUAAUAAGUGAUACUGCCCUUUUCAACACACGUGAAGGAAGAGCUGGAAAAGUGCAUAACUUCAUGCUUGGUUUAAACCUUAAUGUGUCGUAUCCAUUGUCUCCUUUAACACAGCUUUGUUCCCAGGAGUCUGUAGAUGAGGAUUUGAUGGAUCCAGCAGUUGCAGACCCUGAUGAGUUUGAACAGAUAUAUGAGCCACUGGAUGUAAAAAGUAAGAAGAUACAUAUUGUAGAUAGUGGUUUGACAUUCAAUUUACCACAUCCUCUUAUCCUAAGACCACAGCGUGGAGUGGAUCUGAUCAUCUCCUUUGAUUUUUCUGCAAGGCCAAGUGAUUCCAGCCCCCCAUUCAAGGAACUCCUACUUGCAGAGAAGUGGGCACGCAUGAAUAAGCUACCAUUUCCAAAGAUAGACCCGCAUGUCUUUGAUAGAGAAGGCUUGAAGGAAUGUUACAUAUUUCGACCAAAGAACCCAUCGAUAGAAAAAGACUGUCCUACAGUGCUUCAUUUUGUUUUGGCUAACAUUGAAUUUAGAAAGUUCAAAGCUCCAGGUGUUCCCAGGGAGACGGUGGAAGAAAAAGAUUUUGCAGAUUUUGAUAUUUUUGAUGACCCUGAAAGCCCAUUUUCAACAUUUAAUUUUCAGUAUCCAAACGAAGCAUAUAAAAGAUUACAUGACCUCAUGGAGUUCAACACACUCAACAACAUACAAGUGAUAAAGGAGGCAAUUCAAGAAAGCAUUGAAUACCGAAAGGAGCAUCCAUCCCGCUGUUCAGUGUCACUUAGUAAUGUUGAGACACGGAAAUUCUUUAACAAAAGCAAACAGCAAAACUGAACACUAGAGCCAAAUUGUGACGGGAAAUGUACCGGAAUGGUCAAGUAAACACUUUUCACAUGUAAUACAUGUGUAUAACCAAGUAAAAGAUAUUAUUUAUUAAAAUUCAAGAUUUGUAUUAGUUUUUAUGUUGAUUUUUAUUGCACAAUAACCAAAAGUAAUGAAUAUUGAAGAGAAAAUAUUUUUGUAUUUAUCUGGACAUUUUCAUCUUCUCUGUCUCAAGCAUUUAAUGUUGUAUGUGGUUUUUAUCUUUUAUGUGCCAAAUUUAACCUUGCUGGACUAUUUUUUUUUUUUUGUCCUUUUAAUUUUAAGUUUACUUUUUCA
Nanorana parkeri is the source of this 2690-nucleotide messenger RNA. It is a transcript of the gene PLA2G4A, whose product is annotated as phospholipase A2 group IVA. The record is from RefSeq and is a predicted model, not a curated record. Bases 126 to 2366 code for a protein of 746 amino acids. Gene Ontology annotation, cellular component: endoplasmic reticulum; Golgi apparatus; cytosol. The transcript has 18 exons. Lineage: Eukaryota; Metazoa; Chordata; Amphibia; Anura; Dicroglossidae. Gene Ontology annotation, biological process: glycerophospholipid catabolic process. Gene Ontology annotation, molecular function: calcium-dependent phospholipid binding; calcium ion binding.